Porites lobata is the source of this 2748-nucleotide messenger RNA. NCBI's taxonomy places the organism in Eukaryota, Metazoa, Cnidaria, Anthozoa, Scleractinia, Poritidae. The record is from the annotation of a GenBank genome assembly.
AUGACAGCCACUGUUAAGAUCUACGACAUUGCUUCGAAAGUGCACACUAAGGGAUUCCAGGUAAGUAUUUCAUGGUAUGGGUUAACUUUAUCUUUGCUUUUUACAGUCGUUUAUUAUUUAGAUAGGGUUCUCAACUUGUUUUCUUUUGCAGCGGCAAGAAUAUGAAUGUAGCGUAGCAGAGCUUCUGACAGCCAUUGACUGGGAUAAAAAAGAUCGCGGUGUUGGGUUUUGGAACGACACAAUGGUGUUUUAUCAAGUGCUUCUGGAAAAGUUGGAAGUAGAAAUGGAGGUGACCGUUAAUGUAAACAAACUGUAGUUACGUUAUCUACUAAUUGACUGUAAAUAGAAUCAUAGAUCAAAGCGUUGGAAAUUAAGGCUUUCCCUUCCCAACCCACUUCUUCGGCUCCUUGGCCUUUUUUACAAAAUCAAAGUAAUUCUUGAAGCUGUAUCCCCAAAAAAGGGGAGCUUAAGGAAAGGUGAUUUGUUUAGCAACGCACUCCGUCAGGAAGUGAGGCCUUUGCCGGGCCUCAAACAUUUUUCGACGUAGCAAAUUAGUAUUGCUAACUGUUAUUAAUCCUGUAGAGGAGAUUGUUUGGAAACAUGGGCAGAGCCACUUUCAGUUGCAGCCCGUCGCUGAAAAUACGCCUCCGGUUAAGUUCACUAUCAAAAUGGGGCAUUGGAAGGGUGGGGCAACUUGACAAACGUUGACAAUGGCUGAACAGUGAUGCAUUACCAUUUUUAAUUAAAGGACCAGGAUGGGCUCUUUGAGGGGACGUGCAAGUCUUUCAAAGAAACGUAUUAUAGUCGUGUGCAUGACUCCGAUGCAGAUAAUGAAAAUGGGAACGUCUUCAUCUACAGUAUCCUUUUUCUCAACCACCAAAUAUUAAUCAAGAAAUAAAACUGUUUAUAAAAUCCUGUCGCUACGCUUGGUCAUCUAAAGCCGGCUUUUGGAUGGCGUCAUAGUUGGUAACGUACUGUUGUUUCGGUUUUGGAAUGAAAAAUUCAGUAACCGGUUUUUAUUAUAAAUGUGUCUUGAGUAGGCAAAAUAACGCAGCAUGCGGAUAUUAUUGCGUCUUCUUUUUUGGGAGAAUUAACUUAAAGCAUCCGGGCAGUGUAAAUUUGUUCAUUCCCUUCCAAGAUACAUGGAAACAAAAAGGACAAAUUAUUGUUCAAAUAACAGCAUUAAAUGAUUUUCUUAACUCAGUGUCCAGAGUCUCCGUGUAACUAUCUAAUCGUGCCGGCCAGUUGGGAGGAAGGAGACUCACUUACUCGUUUAUUGGAGGUCGUGCAGACAGGAGUCACCAAGGUAAGCAAAAGAUAUUCCGAUAUUCAUCCUAUUUGAAAUGUAGCCAAUGAAACUCGAUAAUCUGAGUAGUUCUUCAUGUGUUUAUACCUGACCUUUUUGCGACAUAGCCUACUCACGUUUUCAUUUCUGUUUUUCUUUUCUGCGUCAUAGGAUAUAGAGCUAUCAGCGGCACCACGAAGAGUGAUCAAGUAUAGAAGACUUGCAAACGUAUUUGCUAUUUGCCUGAACCGUACAGUUAACGUAAGAAAACCUGAAGUUGUAGUUAAAUUUUGACAUGCAUCAGCACAUAAUGUUUGGGUUACCAAACCUGACUUAAAAGAUUUGUGAAAACCAACCAUUAAAGUGCACUUUAUUUUUAAUUUUCUUGCAGGCUAAAGUUGACAUUCCAUUGACGUUAUCGGAGUUUUCCCUUUCUAAUCCUGGUGAAUUAAUGCCCCUUUACGGGUCCAGUGCCAAUAACGUGAUAUUGUGGGGAGCAAUAAGCCAUGAAUUGGGGCAUUACACCAGUAUUGUGAGGAUUACAGCGACUUCCCGCGAAUGGUUAGUGUCACACGUACGUUUAAUUCAUCGUACAUCUACCUGUCGUUUCUUUCAAUAUCAUUAUUUUCCCAUUCCCGACUACCAAUAAAAUCUGAAUAGGUUACAGUUUGACGGGGACCGAAAGCCAGUUGUUCUACAAUACCCAACGGUAGCAAUGUUAACGUCUUGACUUUAUUUUUUCACCUGGCUAUCUGUAUUUCGUAGCGGGCGUCCUAUAAAAUUACAGCAGGGGCCUCUGGUAAAGACAAGAAAGAUCCACCUGUUUACCACAUGGUGCUCAUGGGUAAUCCGGGAACUGGGAAAAUGACGAUAGGGAGGUUGAUGGCAGGUGUGUGAAUUCCCGAUUACUGGCAUCAGCCAAAUAACAGUUGCGCCCUCAAUAAGAGGGCAACCUCUUAUAAGCGGCCAGUGAUCAAAUUGUAGGAACGAAUGACUGGACUAAGAAGUUAUACACAUUUCAAGCCGCCACCUCCACUGAGCGACAGCGGCAACCGACAACGGGUUAUUCUAUUGUUGUCACCUCAAUUAACCAGUCGUACGUCUAGUUACGAAUAUGAUGAAGGAAAGUAUCGUCGUUAUAGAAGGUGACGGCCAAUUGUGGACCCGUAACACACCUUCCCUCGCGCACUUGUUUCAAAAUAAAGCGAAGUUUCUGCUGAUGAACCUCUAUCGACCGGCUAAUCUCUAUUAAGUGAUCACUUACAGGUACCCGGAGGGUGGCUGCUUAAUGGAGGUUAAAAUGUAUUUAUAUUUUUCUAGGCAUCUUGAAAGACCUGGGAAUUACCAAAACAUCAAAGUUGGUCGAAGUUCAACGACCCGAUCUUGUUGCCUCGUUUCUCGGGCAGACUGCCUCCAGACGAAAGUGUGUAUCGAGCGGGCAGAGGGCGGCGUACUUUUCGUAG